Molecule: messenger RNA, 3482 nt
Organism: Symphalangus syndactylus (siamang)
Lineage: Eukaryota; Metazoa; Chordata; Mammalia; Primates; Hylobatidae
Gene: GBP6
Product: guanylate binding protein family member 6
Molecular function (GO): GTPase activity; GTP binding
Source: RefSeq, a predicted model, not a curated record
GAGUUGUUUCACCUAAGAUAAUGACCUCCAGUUCCAUCCAUGUUGCUGUAAAAGACAUGGUUCAUUCUUUUUUUAAACCAGAAACUAAAGCCACCUGGGAACAGUAUCAAGAAGAAAGCCUGUGAAGCCUUCUAAGAUGGGAAAGAUAAAAGAAAGCUGACAGGACUGUGCUUGCUAAGGAAAGAACAGAAAAGUAAAAGGAGGAAAGAAAACAAGAGGUGAGUGAGGCAACUGAAAACUGUUCUUGGACCUGCAGUGCUGUAGAGCAGGCUCUUCUAGGUUGGUAGUUGCCAUGGAAUCUGGACCCAAAAUGUUGGCCCCCAUUUGCCUGGUGGAAAACAACCAUGAGAAGCUGUUGGUGAACCAGCAAGCUAUACAGAUUCUUGAAAAGAUUUCUCAGCCAGUGGUGGUGGUGGCCAUUGUAGGACUCUACCGUACAGGGAAAUCCUACUUGAUGAACCAUCUGGCAGGACAGAAUCAUGGCUUCCCUCUGGGCUCCACGGUGCAGUCUGAAACCAAGGGCAUCUGGAUGUGGUGCGUGCCCCACCCCUCCAAGCCAAACCACACCCUGGUCCUUCUGGACACCGAAGGUCUGGGCGAUGUGGAAAAGGGUGACCCUAAGAAUGACUCCUGGAUCUUUGCCCUGGCUGUGCUCCUGUGCAGCACCUUUAUCUACAACAGCAUGAGCACCAUCAACCACCAGGCCCUGGAGCAGCUGCAUUAUGUGACGGAGCUCACAGAACUAAUUAAGGCAAAGUCCACCCCAAGGCCUGAUGGAGUAGAAGAUUCCACAGAGUUUGUGAGUUUCUUUCCAGACUUUAUUUGGACAGUACGGGAUUUCACUCUGGAGCUGAAGUUGAACGGUCACCCUAUCACAGAAGAUGAAUACCUGGAGAAUGCCUUGAAGCUGAUUCAAGGCAAGAAUCCCAGAGUUCAAACAUCCAAUUUGCCAAGGGAGUGCAUCAGGCGUUUCUUUCCAAAACGGAAGUGUUUUGUCUUUGACCGGCCAACAAAUGACAAAGACCUUCUAGCUAAUAUUGAGAAGGUGUCAGAAAAGCAACUGGAUCCCAAAUUCCAGGAACAAACAAAUAUUUUCUCUUCUUACAUCUUGACGCAUGCAAGAACCAAGACCCUCAGGGAGGGAAUCACAGUCACUGGGAAUCGUCUGGGAACUCUGGCAGUGACUUAUGUAGAGGCCAUCAACAGUGGAGCAGUGCCUUGUCUGGAGAAUGCAGUGAUAACUCUGGCCCAGCGUGAGAACACAGCAGCCAUGCAGAGGGCAGCUGACUACUACAGCCAGCAGAUGGCCCAGCGAGUGAAGCUCCCCACAGACACGCUCCAGGAGCUGCUGGACGUGCAUGCGGCCUGUGAGAGGGAAGCCAUUGCAAUCUUCAUGGAGCACUCCUUCAAGGAUGAAAAUCAGGAAUUCCAGAAGAAGCUCAUGGAAACCACAAGGAAUAAGAAGGGGGAUUUCUUGCUGCAGAAUGAAGAGUCAUCUGUUCAAUACUGCCAGGCUAAACUCAAUGAGCUCUCAAAGGGGCUAAUGGAAAGUAUCUCAGCAGGAAGUUUCUCUGUUCCUGGAGGGCACAAGCUCUACACGGAAACAAAGGAAAGGAUUGAACAGGACUAUUGGCAAGUGCCCAGGAAAGGAGUAAAGGCAAAAGAGGUCUUCCAGAGGUUCCUGGAGUCACAGGUGGUGAUAGAGAAAUCCAUCUUGCAGUCAGAUAAAGCCCUCACUGAUAGAGAGAAGGCAAUGGCAGUGGAUCGGGCCAAGAAGCAGGCAGCUGAGAAGGAACAGGAACUUUUAAAACAGAAAUUACAGGAGCAGCAGCAACAGAUGGAGGCUCAAGAUAAGAGUCUCAAGGAAAACAUAGCCCAAUUGAAGGAGAAGCUGCAGAUGGAGAGAGAACACCUACUAAGAGAGCAGAUUAUGAUGUUGGAGCACACGCAGAAGGUCCAAAAUGAUUGGCUUCAUGAAGGAUUUAAGAAGAAAUCUGAGGAGAUGAAUGCAGAGAUAAGUCACUUUAAACGUAUGAUUGAUACUACAAAAAAUGAUGAUACUCCCUGGAUUGCACGAACCUUGGACACACUUGCCGACGAGCUAACUGCAGUAUUGUCUGCCCCUGCUAAAUUAAUUGGUCAUGGUGUCAAAGGUGUGAGCUCACUCUUUAAAAAGCAUAAGCUCCCCUUUUAAGGAUAUUAUAGAUUGUACAUAUAUGCUUUGGACUAUUUUUGAUCUGUAUGUUUUUCAUUUUCAUUCAGCAAGUUUUUUUUUUUUUUUCAGACAGAGUCUUACUCUGUCGCCUAGGCUAGAGUACAGUGGUGCAAUCUCAGCUCACUGCAACCUCUGCCUCCUGGGUUCAAGAGAUUCACCUGCCUUAGCCCCCUAGUAGCUGGGAUUAUAGGUGCACACCACCACACCCAGCUAAUUUUUGUAUUUUUAGUAGAGACGGGGUUUCAUCAUGUUGGCCAGGCUGGUCUCGAACUCUUGACCUCAAAUGAUCCACCCGCCUCAGCCUCCCAAAGUGCUGGGAUUACAGGCAUAAGCCACCACCCCCAGCCCUCAUUUAGCAAAGUUUUAAACAUAAAAAGUGCUUAUUAGAGGAUAUCAGUGCCUGGCCCAUGUGAGAUAGAACAGAUCCAUACACACUUUGAAAAAUCUUGUUCACUUUUAGGAAAUAGAAUUUUGAAAAAUCAUUUACAUACAAGAGGUCCACUGAGGCAUUGCUUUUAAUGGCAAAAUAUUGGAAUGUACUUGAAUGUCCUUCACAUUAGAUUGGUAAGAUAAAUUUUAGUAUGUGCGUGUACUGGAAUAUUAUAUAGCCAGUAAACAAAUUGAAAAUGAAGCUCUAUUUGUACCAGUAAAGAAUGGUCGGCCGGGCGCGGUGGCUCACGCUUGUAAUCCCAGCACUUUGGGAGGCCAAGGCGGGCGGAUCACGAGGUCAGGAGAUCAAGACCACGGUGAGACCCCGUCUCUGCUGAAAAUAAAAAAAAUUAGCCGGGCGUGGUGGCGGGCGCCUGUAGUCCCAGCUACUCGGAGAGGCUGAGGCAGGAGAAUGGCGUGAACCCAGGAGGCGGAGCUUGCAGUGAGCCGAGAUCGCGCCACUGCACUCCAGCCUGGGUGACAGAGUGAGACUCCGUCUCAAAAAAAAAAAAAAAAAAAAGAAUGGUCUUGAAGAGAUAUUAUAAAAUGAAAAAAAGAAAAGUUGUAAAGCAUUGUAGAUUAUCUUAUCACCAAGGAAAAAAUGCAAUUAUUAUAUGCAAGCAUGCAAAUAUAUCUCUGGAAAGAUUAAUCAAAAUCUAUUAUUAUUGGCUCCUUCUGGGAAGAACCAGGUGAAAGUAGGGGUUGAAGGAACACAUACUCUUCACUGGAUACUCUUGAAUUUUGUAAAGAAAUCUUAUUUUACCGAUUCAGAAAUAAAUAAGAAAAUGUAAGAGACAAUGCUAAUAAUGAUAACAAUAAAAAAAAUAGUGAAAUUGGC